UGUAUAAAAACAGAAACUUCUCCCAGUUCCUCCAACAGCUUCAUCUGACUCUCUUGUCUUCAUUACAUCUUCUCAAAGAAGCAGAUUCAUCUUCAGCCAUGGUUGACUGUGGCCCAUCCUGUGCCAUCCCAUCCUGUGCUUCCACCCCCACUGUUGGGUUUGGAUCUGCAGCUCUUGGUAGACGCGGAAGUCUUGGCUACGGAUACGGAGGUCUGGGCUACGGCUAUGGAGGUCUCGGCUACGGUUAUGGAGGUGCUGAAAGAGCAGCCAAUCUCGGUGUCCUGGGCGGAGUCAUCCCUUCAUGUGUCAACCAGAUCCCACCAGCAGAGGUCGUCAUCCAGCCACCUCCCACUGUCCUGACCAUCCCAGGACCCAUCCUCUCUGCCAGUUGCGAGCCUGUGUCUGUCGGAGGCAACACCCCGUGUGCUGCUGGUGGUUAUGGGUCUGGAUUUGGCAGCGGAUUUGGCAGAGGGCUCUAUGGUGGUGCAGGUCUUCUGGGGUCCAGCUCUGGGGCUUGGGGGGGCCGUAGCCGUUAUGGGUUUGUGGGGCGUAGAGGCAGCAUCUGCUAUUCCCCCUGCUAAGCUCUCACGGUCUGUCAACCUGGAGGAAACAUAAAGAGAUCUGUGG
Molecule: messenger RNA, 627 nt
Organism: Lacerta agilis (Sand lizard)
Lineage: Eukaryota; Metazoa; Chordata; Lepidosauria; Squamata; Lacertidae
Product: claw keratin-like
Exons: 2
Coding region: 99-581 (160 amino acids)
Cellular component (GO): intermediate filament
Molecular function (GO): structural constituent of cytoskeleton
Source: RefSeq, a predicted model, not a curated record